CCAACUUUUUACGAGCCAUUGCUGAGCCUCCAUAGUUCCGCUGGGCACAUAAAACGCAGCACACAAGUGCCGUCGUCGACCACGCAGUCGACGCGCAGCGAAAACUGCAUCACGUGAGCCCUGGGAGCCGCACAGCUGCAUAGCCCCACAGCUAAGCAGCAGCAAAACGCCGUCGACGCAACACGUGAGUGCUUAACGCCAUCGACGCAACACGUGACGCGCUAUGGACGUCGCCCGCGUCCGCCGCUUCGCGAGCGCGCUCCAGAACAAAGCAAGUGUGGACCCGGCCCACUACGCGACCAAUAAAACAAUCAGUGUCUGGUGCGGUACGUAUAAUGUGAACGGAAAAAAAGAGCAGCCUUUGACCCUAAGCCACUGGUUACGACAGGGCUGGGAUGAUAAUCAUGGAGACUGGACGGGGACGGCGCCGGCGUUGUAUUGCAUUUCGUUGCAAGAAAUGAUCGACCUGAGCGCGGGAAAUGUGUUGAGGGACGCAGUACUAGAUAACACUGGUGGAGACGCUUUACAGAAGUGGCGCGUCGACUUCGAAACGGCGUUCAAGUACGUGCAAAGCGCGAGGAGGCUUUGUUUUGGUCCUACGAACGAGUUCCCGCAGUUGGUAGCUCUCGAGCACAUGGUCGGCGUCGGUGUAUUAGUCUUCGCGAGACCAGAUUUAUUAAAAGCGCACCAGAUCCGGACGGCUCGGAUUCCUACCGGAUUUGGGGGUGGUAAUCUUGGGAACAAAGGUGCGGUGGCCGUGUCGCUGCAGUUAGAAUCAACGUCGUUAUGUGUCGUCGGUGCGCAUCUGGCGGCGCACCGAGGUGAUGUUGGUGGGAGAAAUGCGAACUACCAUUCUAUAGUCGAGCGGGACUGUUUCAGAAGGGGCCUUGGCUGGUCCCAGAAGGAGGAGGGGAGCCGGUCCGUGCCGUCGUACGAGAAGAACGCGUGUCGAGAUGGGUUUGGUGUUUUAGACCAUGAUGUGGUGCUGUGGCUCGGGGACUUGAACUACCGCUUCCAGGCCGACGUGCCCGACGAGCGCGUCAUCGAGCUCGUGAGGAGGAAGGACUACGCCUCAUUAACAAGGUUAGAUCAAUUAUGCGAUGCUAUGAACAACAACAAGGCCUUCUCGACGCACGACUUCCGGGAGCAUUCAUUAAACUUCGCCCCUACUUACAAAUACGCGACCAAUUCGGACAAGUACGACUUCGAAUUGCCCCAAGAAGAGCAAGCAAACAGGAAAAUAAGGUGCCCCGCCUGGUGCGACCGCGUGCUGUGGCGGGUGGCUCCCACCACACCCCGUUCCGUGGGUGAAGUGACGGAGAGCGUCAUCACAAAGGUUUAUGAGCGGGGCGACGCUCGCUUGCGCGCGUCGGACCACCGGCCCGUGCAUUGUGCGCUGUCUUUGUCGAUACGAUGCGUCAAGGAUAGGGGUGAUGCGCAUGCUUCUUCCGUGAAAGUGCCCUCUGCGGUACGAGGGUUAUGUUUGGAACCUACUCACGCCUCGCUAUCACUUACGGUGAGAGAGGUCCAAUUGGUGUUGAAAAACGAGUCCGAUGCGCAGUCCAAUUGGGCCUUUUCCUCGUUACCGGCGUGGGUCGAGGCGGCGCCGGCGUCUGGUUCAUUAGAACCGGGCGCGACGGUGUCCAUCGUCAUCCGCGCGCUCGAGAAGCCCGAGCUUGGGGUCAAUAGAGCCUGCGUCGCGGCGCUGAAUUCUUUAUUGGUUCCCGUCACGCUGCGCGCGGGGCCGGGGCGCGAUUUGGGGGCGUUUGUGGCCGAGGUUGGGAGGCGGUGGCCGGCGUUGGUGGAGCAACCGUCGUAAGUUUUGAAGUCUAGCUCCUUGUGUGUCGAAG
Pelagomonas calceolata is the source of this 1850-nucleotide messenger RNA. The record is from the annotation of a GenBank genome assembly. NCBI's taxonomy places the organism in Eukaryota, Pelagophyceae, Pelagomonadales, Pelagomonadaceae.